CGUUGGAACCUUCCCUGCUUCUAGAACAAAGGCAACUUGAAACAUUCUGUCACAGCAACGUUUCCCUCUGAAGAGACAGACAGACAGCAGAGAGAGCGAGAAAGAGAGAGAGAGACAGACAGAGACAGAUAGACAGAGCGAGAGAGAGAGAGAGAUAUGCUUCUGGCCACGGUCUUCAGAGGUUUACUGGUGCUGGGUCUGAUCAUGUCACUGGAUGGACGUAAGAAAUGCCAGGAGACCAAACGGAAGGCAGCCAAUGGCUCCGGACCAGUCGAACAGAGAGUAAUGACUGUAGGUUUAGUUCUGGAUCCUAACCUGAAGACCGCUGUCUUCCCUGUCCUUCAUAAAGCCACCAGGUCUCUCUCUCCGUGGACAUACAGCGACACAUACGAUGAGACCCGGGUCCCUCAACAUAUCUCCCAGGCUCAGUGCCAGAGGUCUGGCUGUCUAACCCCAGACGGAGAAGAGGACAUGGGGUUGGAGUCCAAACCCAUACUCCAUCAGACCUUGGUGCUCCGCAGGGUUCAGGGAGAGAAGGGCAGCAACGGGGGGAAGGGGAGGAAGAAGGGGAAGAAGAAGUGUUAUUUCUACAAACUGGACAGUGAGAGUGUAAAUGUGGGCUGUACCUGUGUGAGACCCAGCAUUUUCCAUCAGAAGCAGUGAUAAUAAGAUAACUCCUAAUUCAAGGAAAAUCAUUUCAAAAUUCUUUAAAUAUAAAAAGUUUCCAUGGAAAAUGGAUAUCUGAUUAUCUUCUACAUUUCCUGAAUUGAAAUGGACCCUAAACUCUGUAGAGUAGCAUGGCUGUAACGUAGAUGUCUUAGAAGGGAAUAAUGAACGUUGAUGUGUUUUUUGUCUUUGGCUUUGAUGUUGACCCGUGGAAAUGGACAAAGUGAUGUAUUUGACCUCUUGACAUAUAGUCUACCUGGAAACGUCUGAGGUCAACAGGCAGGGUUCACAUUCUCUGUUCGUACUUUCCUACCGUGUUUUAGUUCAUUUAAAUGACUUGUUAAAUGACUUGUUAAAUGACUUGUUAAAUGACUUGUUAUUGUUAAAUGACUUGUUAAAUGACUUGUUAAAUGACUUGUUUAUUUAAAGGGAUGCUUCGGGAUUUUGGCAAUGAUGCCCUUUGUCUACUUCCCCAGAGUCAGAUGAAGUCGUGGAUACCAUUUUUAUGUCUCUGUGUUUAGUAUGAAGGAAGUUAGAGGUAGUGUUGUGAGCCAAUGCUAACUAGCGUUAGCACAAUGGCACAAUGGCACAAUGGCGAAGUCUAGGAGUAUCUGCUAUCAUUGCCAAAAUGCCGAAGUAUUCCUUUAAAAUACUUGUUAAUUAAAUUAUACCUGUUUAAUAUAAAUGACAGUGACAUCAUUAACGUUAAGUUGCACAAGACUAAAAUGUCAAUGUAAACAUUCAUUUUUUUUUCAUUCAAAUAUUCUUAUUGUAUAGGAAUGUCCAUAUGAUAUUUAGCCUGUGACUAAAUAUUGACCCUAGUUUGUAGUAGAACGAACACUUACCACUUAAUGUGUUUCUGAAUAAAUUCUAUUAUUUUG
Molecule: messenger RNA, 1547 nt
Organism: Oncorhynchus nerka (sockeye salmon)
Lineage: Eukaryota; Metazoa; Chordata; Actinopteri; Salmoniformes; Salmonidae
Gene: il17a/f3
Product: interleukin 17a/f3
Exons: 4
Coding region: 157-663 (168 amino acids)
Biological process (GO): inflammatory response
Cellular component (GO): extracellular region
Molecular function (GO): cytokine activity
Source: RefSeq, a predicted model, not a curated record